Diceros bicornis minor is the source of this 1936-nucleotide messenger RNA. It is a transcript of the gene FXYD6, whose product is annotated as FXYD domain containing ion transport regulator 6. NCBI's taxonomy places the organism in Eukaryota, Metazoa, Chordata, Mammalia, Perissodactyla, Rhinocerotidae. Bases 333 to 692 code for a protein of 119 amino acids. Gene Ontology annotation, biological process: regulation of sodium ion transmembrane transporter activity. Gene Ontology annotation, molecular function: sodium channel regulator activity. The transcript has 8 exons. Gene Ontology annotation, cellular component: membrane. The record is from RefSeq and is a predicted model, not a curated record.
CACCGCGGAGGACGGCGGCGCGCUCGGAGCGGGAGCGCAGCGCAGGGCGAGGAGGAGAGGGGUCUGCGCGCCCCCGCUACCCAGAAGCCAUCGGACGGUGACACCGCUCGGCGGUCCCCGGAGCCCAGCCCCGGCCGAUCCCCGCCCACCGCUCCCCACCCUCUGCAGGACGCGCCCCUCCAGCCCGCCCCAGCCCUUCGCUGGAGGGGAGGCGGGAAAAGAGCGAAAGCCUCUCCCACCGCCCUGCCCCCAGCCCCGCCACUCCCAGGCUGCUUCGGACUCGGCUCGUCCUCCUGGGAUUGUCUCGGGGGGGACCGCGCGCUGCAGACACCAUGGAGGUGGUGCUGAUCUUUCUGUGCAGCCUGCUGGCCCCCGCGGUCCUGGCCAGUGCUGAGCAGGAGAAAGAAAAGGACCCUUUCCAUUAUGACUACCAGACCCUGAGGAUUGGGGGAUUGGUGUUCGCUGUGGUCCUCUUCUCCCUGGGGAUCCUGCUCAUCCUAAGUCGCAGAUGCAAGUGCAGUUUCAAUCAGAAGCCCCGGGCUCCAGGGGACGAGGAGGCCCAAGUGGGAAACCUCAUCACUGCAAAUGGUAACUGUCGGGACCCUCUGCCCAGCAACAGAGCCCCAGAAAGCAGAGAACUGAAGUGCAGCCCUCAGGUGGGAAGCCUCCAGAACCUGAAGGCAGCUGCUUGAACCUUUAGAUGCAAACCGCCACUACAGCAACAGGUCUUUCCCCAGGAGAAGCCAAGACUUGCGUGUCCCCCCGCCCCAUCCCCAUCCCUCGAACACCAGUCCUCAAUGUAGUGAUGCAACUAACACCCGCCUCCCCACCUGCAGCCUGCGUUCUUGUCCCCUCCUGUGAUGUGUGUGUGUGUGUGUGUGUGUGUGUGUGUGUGUGUGUGUGUGUGUGUGAUGACUGUGGUCUUCGUGGCUGCUUGUCUGUGAGUGACGUUGUGUUUUAGUGAACCUGGACUCACUUUCCUGGGCAGGGGCUGAGCCACAUCACCAUCAGCUCGUGCCUGCUCCCCUGCGGCCCCAUCACUUCCUGCUCCUGAGAGUCUGCUUUUUCCCUGAGACACCAGUCCCUUCUCUUGAUUUAGGGGUGGGUGUAGGGGCAGGAGCUCGGGCAGGAGUCUCCAGUUGUCUUGGGACUUGAGAAGGUUUAUAUCACCUUCACGAUCAUUCUUCAUGGCCUCUCUUCACUCCUUUUACAAGCACCUCGCUUCCGUAGUCCACCCCUGACCCAAGUCUGUUCUGAGGGUCUCUUAGCAAUCGGAAGUUCUUUGCCUUCAGGCAGGCUGUGCCCCUUCCAUGGUCAUUUUCCUCUUGGGGGCUUCCACCAUGGAGUCCCCAUCUGCCGCGCCCCGUCGCAGAGCGGCCAGGGAUUCUAGGCCCAGGGCUCCCACUCUGCCCCUUGGGAAUGUGCCCCUUGCAUAUCUUCUCAGCAAUAACCCCAUGGGCCCUGGAACCCCGCCCCCCUCUCCCACCUUCCCAGCUUCCGAGACUCCCAUCUACCGCCCAGCUCGUCUGGACUCAGACUCACGUCCCCGAGUUGGGUCUCCACCAGCGAUGGCUGAGGGAAUCUGUCCUGCUGGGGCCAGCACUCUGGGGAGGAGGGCAGGGAGAGCAGGGGUCCUUUGCUUCUCUGUCCACAUCCCGUUGGUCAGGCAGCAGAGACGGCCCCUGCACCGUUUGCUCCCCGCCACUGGUUAGAGCGGCCAGUACAGCGGCUGUGCUGCAGGCUGGAGACUGGCAGAGGAAACAGCAAGAGGUCGAAGGUCAUAAAGAGUGGAAAAUCAACCAGACCCCGCCCCUCCCGUCCAUUGUGUUCUCGUGGAAACUAACCAAACCGUGCUGCUGUGACCAGGACUGCUCUUUGUGUUGUGCUCUAUCCUCUCAACAACAAAAGGGAAUAAAAUACCAUUUGUUUCCUAGUG